Microplitis mediator is the source of this 6214-nucleotide messenger RNA. RefSeq names its product probable beta-hexosaminidase fdl (gene fdl). Gene Ontology annotation, molecular function: beta-N-acetylhexosaminidase activity. The coding region runs from base 662 to 2548 and encodes 628 amino acids. Gene Ontology annotation, biological process: glycosaminoglycan metabolic process; carbohydrate metabolic process; ganglioside catabolic process. The record is from RefSeq and is a predicted model, not a curated record. Lineage: Eukaryota; Metazoa; Arthropoda; Insecta; Hymenoptera; Braconidae. Gene Ontology annotation, cellular component: membrane. The transcript has 6 exons.
GUCUGUCAAAGUGAAAUGGAAGAGAAAUCCUAGUGUGGUCUCAUGGUCUGUGUCGGUGUCGGUGGUAGUGCCAUAGUUAAUUCUCAGAGACCAGAGACGCAGUCGGGUUAAGAUCGAACACGAUAAACUUUAAAAAAAAAUCUUUUUAUUCGUUAGUAUUAAUUUAUAUAUUUAUUUUAUAGUAUUUUUUUAUUUGAUGUAAUUGUCAAGUGUGCGCGAGGUGAGUGUGCGCGACAAUAAAAUACUAGAGACGUCUCCUUUUUUUUUUUCACUCUGGUAUGGAAUAGCACCAGGAUACCGUUGGAUCGUUGACGUAUACACUGAGAGUAAAAUAAUUACUACGACCGUUUACUUAUAUAUUUAAUUGUGUUGUGAGUUUACAAUAAUAAUAAUAAUAAUAAUAAUAAUAGUAUUUGUAGGAUAGAUAUUUUAUUGAUAACAUUUUACAAGACAGUACUUGAUUUUGAAUUUAUACAAACGCAUUGAUAACGUGAUGUCUUGAUAACAAAUUAUAAAAUUAUUUUAAAUAAUUACUUAAUAAUUAUACAGUUGAGAUAAAUAAAUAUUGGAGCAUCAAAGCUGUAUACAGAAGACAUAUUGAGAAGCCGAGGAUCCUCGUGAAUGAUUUCGUUGACUAGGAACGAUUGACAGAUUGGGAAGAAUGGUAGGGGGACUUCCUAGCGGAUGGAUGAGGAAAGUUCUUCUUUUCCUCGUCCUUAUUACUGGAAUCCUACUGAUUGCAAUGUAUGCUCAUGCACCACCACUGGUAUCGCUUCAACCUUUUGCUCCCAGAAGAACCUUCAAUACUCCGUGGUCGUGGGUCUGUGUAGCUGGAAGAUGUGAAAGACGUGCAGUAAAAACAUCCCAACGAUCUUUAGGAUCUUGCACAGCAACUUGCGGUGGAAAUAGUAGAUUGCUGUGGCCAAAACCAACAGGUGAUGUGGUACUUGGUGAAGAUAGUGUGAUGUUAAGUUCUCAGCAAAUCGAAUUUGUUACUAUCAGUACGAGUGACCAUGAUGUCAAAAAUUCACUCGAACAUGCCAAAGAUAUUUUUAUUGGAAACAUUAGAAAUUUAGAAAAAACUCCAACUUCAAAAGGACAAUCGACCAUCGAUAGUUUUGUGAUAUAUUUAAGUGCAGGUGACGGACGCGAAACAAAACUAAUGUUAGAUACCGAUGAGUCAUACAGACUUGAAGUUAAAAUGAAUAAUAAAAAUCUUGAGGGAAGAAUAACAGCAAAUAGUUAUCACGGAGUACGACAUGGUCUAGAAACGUUGAGUCAAUUGUUCUGGUGGGACGAGAUAGCGGGAAAACAAGGAGGACUUCGAGUUCUUUCAAACGUCUAUGUCACCGACAAACCCGCAUUUCACUAUCGCGGAUUGUUGAUCGAUACUGGUAGACAAUUUUUUUCAAUUGAACAAUUAAAGCGAGUUGUCGAUGGUAUGGCAGCAUCAAAACUUAAUACUUUUCACUGGCAUCUGACAGACUCACAAAGUUUUCCAUUUGAUUCAACAAAUUUUCCCCAAAUGGCACGAUGGGGAGCUUACAGUGCUGAAGAAACUUAUUCACCAGGUGAUAUUAAAGAUCUUGUAGAUUACGCAAGAAUACGAGGAAUAAGAAUCAUCGUCGAGAUUGAUAGUCCAGCUCACGCUGGUGCUGGAUGGCAGUGGGGUCCAGAGCAUGGGUUGGGCGAAUUAGCUCUGUGCGUUGAUCAGGAACCUUGGUCGUCUUAUUGCGGUGAACCCAACUGCGGACAAUUGAAUCCUAUCAACAAACACACUUAUAAAAUAAUUGAAGAACUUUAUAAAGAAUUAUUAGAUAUUACGGAAGUACGUGAUAUUAUACAUCUCGGUGGAGAUGAAGUCAAUCUUGAUUGUUGGGCGCAGUACAGUAAUAUCACACAAGCAAUGCAAGCACAAAAUUUCACAGACCUUCAUUCACUGUGGGCUGACUUUGAGGGUAAAAUUUACCAACGAAUCGUUCAUGCUAAUCAUGACAAAACACCCAAAGCUGCUAUUUAUUGGAGUUCGCCGUUGACUAAACGUCCGUGGAUUACUUCACAACCAUUUGAUCCGAAGUUACACGUCAUACAGUCCUGGGGCGGCAGCACUUGGCCGGAGACUGGUGAUCUUUUGGAAGAUGGAUUCAGGGUGAUUUUGUCGCAUGUCGAUGCGUGGUAUUUAGACUGUGGGUUCGGUAAAUGGAGAGAAACUGGCGAAGCCGCGUGUGGAGAAUAUCGCACGUGGCAAACUGUUUACAAUCAUCGACCUUGGAGAGAUUAUCCGUCCUCGAUACAUUUAAUAAUGGGGGGUGAAGCGGCACUUUGGAGCGAACAAAUUGGACAGGCUUCACUUGGACCUCGACUAUGGCCCAGAGCUUCGGCGUUUGCUGAAAGAUUAUGGAGUGAUCCACCGGGUUCAGGAUAUGUCACUGAAGAAACUGUUUACACAAGAUUAGCUGCUCAUAUUGAUCUCUUACAGACACGUGGUCUUAAAACUGAAGCAAUGUGGCCGCAAUGGUGCAGUCAUAAUCCUGGUAAAUGUCUCUGACCGCGUUUAAAAUAAAAUAAAUAUCUUUUAUGUAGAGUUAUUGGUAAUUUUAAGUGUAAAAAAAAACACUUAAUGUAAAAAAAAAAUUCGUAAUUUCAUAAGCGGUAAAUUUUUUUAAACGAUAAUUGUAAAUAGUGAAACAUAAUAUGAUAAUUUUUUAUAAUUCAGGCUGUUCAAUUUGUAAAUUGUUAAUAUAUAUAGUAAAUUUAUUUGUCAUCGUGUGCUUAAAUUAGAAAAUCGCAUCGAAAUUUAAGCUUUGGUACACGAAUUUAAGUAUAUUAGAUAAAUUUAAAUUUAAAUCAAGAACAAAAGUAAAAUAAAUAGUUGAUUAAAUUAUAAAAGACAUUUUAAAUUUAUUGUUAGUUUCUGUCAUUGAGUCUGAGAACAAAAUUGUAGAUUUUUAUACAUAAAAAAAAUGAAAAAAAAAAUGAAAUUAAUAGUUAGAUUAGAAGUAUGUGGCCACAUAAAGUUUUUUAUCAAUAAAUAUUUAAUAGGUAUUUUCUUUUUUAUUGAUAAAGAUCUUUAUUUAAAGUACAUUAAAGGACGUACAUAAUUUUCUUAAUAGUUAAAGUUAUUAUUAUUCAGAUUUAUAGUUGAAAAUUUUUAAGUUUUUUUAAAAAAAAAUCGAACACAAUAUAUCAAUGGUUGUUAUUUACUAUCAAAUGUAAAUGUUUUGGCGAUAAAUUCAGACUUUAUCAAGUUCUAAAACAAAUAUUUAUUUAGUUGUACAUUAAUAAAAUAUACGUCUUAUACAAAUAUAUGACGAUAAUACCUUGACUUGACACAGCCACUUGUUACACUAAAAAAUUGGGAGUGAUUACGGAUUUUAUUUAAAUUCGAAUUCACCGUCACUGAGAGUUCCGGAAUUUAAAAAAAAAUCACUCGACAUACGGAGUAAAUAUGGGGUUUGUUUUUUUUAGCUGAGUGAUUUCAGAGUGAUUUCGAUUUUAUUUAAAUCUGCAUUCAUUCCUAGCCGAGUUUUUAAUAUUAAAUUAAACUCCCCUUCGGAGUGAAUAAAAAAAUCACAGUCAUCUGCUCCGCAUUCACUUCCGAUUUACUCUACGUUCACUCUGCAAAUUUUUGACAGUUUAUCGAAGUAUUAAAUGCUAAUUACUUAUAUGAAAUUGCAGUCUGAAGUCAACGUUAUUGUUAUGAUAUAUUUAUAUAAAAUUUAGUAUAUUUUACUAAUAUAUUGUCCUGUAUUUUUUUUAAGAGCUUGAUAAAAUUUAAAUUUGUAGAUAAAAUAUUGCAACCUGACUUCCUGUGUUCAAUUUUUCUUUAAAAGAAAAAUUAAAAAUUUUGAAAUAGUAUUAUUUUGAGCGUGUGAAAGACAGUUUUUUUAUAUAUAAAUAUAAAUGAUAAUAAAUAGCAAAAAAGUGAGAUAAUAAAUUUUUUGCUCAUAAAUAUUAUAUAUCAAAACAAAGUAUAAAUAUUAAUUAUUAUUGUUGGCAUUUUAUUCUUAGUGCCUUUCCAAGACUAAGUUUUCUAUUAUUAAAAUAUAAAUGAAUUAUGCAACAAAAAUAAUAAUAAAUAUCAACGAAAAACUAAUAAUUUUAAAAUGCCGUGAAAAAAAUUAAAAGUUAAAUUUGUAAAAAAAAAACAACAAAAUGUAAAAUUAAAUUAAUGUCAAUAGUUAAAUUUACGUGUGCAAUUUUUCAUGAUAAAAAAAUGCUGCUUAAUUAUUAAGUAAAUGGAAAAACAUAAUAACCGAGUAUUGAUGAAUGAACAAAUCAUAAUAACAAUUAUAAUAAUUUAAUAAGCAAAAAUAAGUAUUAUAAAAAAAAAAGAAAAAUUAUAUUAACUUACGAUAAAUUAAAUUAAUAUUAAUUAAUAAAUUGAUUUUUUUUUUUAAUUUAUAUUUGUUGAACUUAAAAGUGUAAUAUAGUGUAUGAUAAGAUUACUUAUGAGCGUUAUUAUAAAAAUGUUAUUUUAGAUUUUUUUUUUGUUAAUUUAAUAAUUAUUUUUUGAUAAAUAAAAUUUUUUUUAUACAAUAAUUAAGGCCGAGAUAACUUAAUUUAAAAAAUUCCAUUACAAAGUAAUGUAUUAAUUUAUUAAUUAUUAUUAAAUAAUUAUUUGUUGUAAGUUUAUAUAAUUAUAUUAUUUAAUUGAGUUGUAUAAUUGGGUUGUAUUUUUCUGAAUGAAUUUUUUUUUCUUAAAUAAAUAGGGUAGAGGUAACUUUUAUGGUCACUUGAGGCCCAGUUUUGGAUACUCAAAAAAAUUAACUAAAAUAAUUUGUAAGAAAUGCAAUGACAGUUAAUGUUGAAAAAGUGUUGACUAUUCUGAACAUCAAAAUGUGACACAUUGAUACAUUUUUUUAAACGAUUUUUAAACUUAAAAAAAAUACCCAAGUAGCAUAGAGAGAAUUUUAAGAUGUCAUAAAGAUUUCUUUCAAAAGGACAACAAUUUUUUUUUGUCUCAAAGCCAAGUUUGUUUGUAUAAAUAAGACCUACAGAUAUUGGCCCUAUAAGUCACAGGAAAUUUGUCUUCUGUUUUCCGUCCUAAAAAAAUCAUUUCAAUUAAAAAAUCGUUUGAAUGACUUAUUUUACCAUUAUUUGUAAUUUACUUUUUGUCGUCACUUUUGUAAAGUCUUUUAAGCAGAUAUUUUUUUGAUGACAUAAAUUUCUGAUCAUUUUGUCAACAUUUUGGUGCUUUAUCGAUAAGUCAAAAAACAGCCGCAAAACUUUUAUCUUAUAGUUAUCACAAAGCCAAGCAUGCUACUUGGGUACAAAGAAAAAAACUAUUGACUUAAUACUCUAAAUUAACUUUUUUCGACUGUUUUGUAAACUUUUUUUAACUCUUCAUUAAAAGUGCAAGGUUUAAAAAAAAUUUUCAGUGCAACAUACGUUCAGAAAAAGCUGAUAUUGAACUAUUUCUGAACUUUUUUUUUUUAUCAUAUCUUAAUAAUAUUAGAAUAUUCAUUGAUUGCUCACUUGAAUUUUCAAAAGUUUAAAAAAUGUUCAAAGAAAAUUCGUCGUGUCACGUUUUGAAUUUUAGAAUAUUGUCCGGCUUUUUAACAAUUUUUUUUACACGGGACGUUCAAAGAUACUUGAAUUACACUGUAGAGCAAUGAAAAUUUAAAAAAAAUUUAAUUUUUAAUCAAAGCAAAGUACUAAGUGCCCAUAAAUGGUGCAGUGGCUUCAAACGGCACUUCUACCCCUUUAUUAACAAAUAAGUAUAACAAAAAAAGAUAUACGUAGAAUGUGAUUAAGCUAUUAUUAAGCUACCUUUUAUACCUGGAUUAGACUUAGAUAAUUAAAAAAAAAUGGCCUAUUGAUAAUUAUUAUUAGAUGAUAAAUAAAUAUUGUAAUAUAAAUAAUUAUGAAGAUGUGUACAUUUGUAUUUGUACAUAAAAUUCAAGAGUAACAAUGACAUGUACUUAUGAAUUUUUAUUGAUGUAUUUAUAGCACGUGGGAGAAUAAUAACAAUUGAUAUUAUUCAUUAUCGUGUUAAUAAUAGCAGUGAUUAAAUAAAUAUUAUUAAUUGCUGAUUAAUGCCAUACGCCUGUCAAUAAAUAAAAUUUAUAAUAUAAAAGUACAUUUAAUUUAAUAAUAACUCUGAAAGAAUCAUAAUAAGCGGUCAUAAUAAAAAAAUUAUUUGUACAAAUUUUUUACUAACUUCGUAACACUAAAUUAUUUUAUCAUGCACGAAAUAAUUAAUUAUAAUAAU